This is a messenger RNA of Gossypium raimondii (Peruvian cotton), 2157 nucleotides long. Its product is annotated as luminal-binding protein 5. Gene Ontology annotation, biological process: protein refolding; cellular response to unfolded protein; endoplasmic reticulum unfolded protein response. The record is from RefSeq and is a predicted model, not a curated record. The coding region runs from base 64 to 2034 and encodes 656 amino acids. The transcript has 7 exons. Gene Ontology annotation, molecular function: misfolded protein binding; heat shock protein binding; ATP binding. NCBI's taxonomy places the organism in Eukaryota, Viridiplantae, Streptophyta, Magnoliopsida, Malvales, Malvaceae. Gene Ontology annotation, cellular component: nucleus; endoplasmic reticulum lumen; endoplasmic reticulum chaperone complex.
CCAGAGUUUAAAAGUUUAAAAACUUCGAUUUUCCCACUAAAUUGCAGAGAAUCAAAAGCAGCAAUGGCGGCAAAAAACAAGGCGUUUUGGGUUUUAUUUCUCUUUAUCUCAGAAUUCUUAUUAGGAAUUGCAGUAGCAUCAAAUGAUUCCAAGGUAGGAGCGGUGAUUGGAAUCGACCUGGGCACAACGUAUUCAUGUGUGGGAGUUUACAAGAAUGGUCACGUUGAGAUUAUAGCCAAUGAUCAAGGGAAUAGAAUCACCCCCUCAUGGGUUGCAUUCACUGAUUCAGAGCGUUUGAUUGGAGAGGCCGCCAAGAAUCAAGCGGCUCUCAAUGCAGAACGCACCAUCUUUGAUGUUAAACGUCUCAUUGGAAGAAAAUUCAACGACCCAGAGGUUCAAAGAGAUGUAAAGUUCUUGCCUUACAAGGUGGUCAAUAAAGAUGGGAAGCCAUAUAUUCAAGUCAAGGUUAAAGGUGAGACUAAAGUUUUCAGCGCGGAGGAAAUCAGUGCUAUGGUUUUGACAAAAAUGAAGGAAACAGCUGAAGCUUACUUGGGAAAGAAGAUUAAGGAUGCUGUUAUUACUGUUCCUGCAUAUUUCAACGAUGCACAAAGGCAGGCUACUAAAGAUGCGGGCACCAUUGCGGGGCUAAAUGUGGCUCGGAUCAUCAAUGAGCCUACUGCGGCAGCCAUUGCGUAUGGAUUGGACAAGAAAGGAGGAGAGAAGAACAUUUUGGUUUAUGAUCUUGGCGGUGGUACAUUUGAUGUUAGUAUUUUAACUAUCGAUAAUGGAGUUUUUGAAGUUCUUUCAACAAGUGGAGACACCCAUUUGGGAGGGGAAGAUUUUGAUCAUAGAGUAAUGGAUUAUUUCAUCAAGUUGAUCAAGAAGAAAUAUAACAAAGAUAUCAGCAAGGAUAACAAGGCUUUAGGGAAGCUUCGUCGGGAAUGUGAAAGAGCAAAGAGAGCAUUGAGCAGUCAACAUCAAGUUAGAGUUGAGGUUGAGUCAUUGUUUGAUGGGGUUGAUUUUUCUGAGCCACUAACAAGGGCAAGAUUCGAGGAGUUGAACAUGGACUUGUUUAAGAAAACUCUAGGACCGGUGAAGAAGGCUUUGGAGGAUGCAAAUUUGAAGAAGUUUGAUAUUAAUGAAAUUGUGCUUGUUGGAGGCAGCACUCGAAUUCCGAAAGUUCAACAAUUGUUGAAGGACUUAUUUGAUGGCAAAGAGCCCAACAAGGGUAUCAAUCCCGACGAGGCGAUAGCCUACGGUGCUGCAGUUCAGGGUGGAAUUUUAAGCGGUGAAGGCGGCGAAGAAACCAAGGACAUUCUUCUUCUUGAUGUUGCUCCCUUGAGCCUCGGCGUUGAAACAGUAGGUGGUGUGAUGACUAAGUUGAUCCCAAGGAACACUGUUAUCCCAACUAAGAAAUCUCAGGUUUUCACCACAUAUGAAGACCAGCAAUCCACAGUUUCCAUCAAGGUUUAUGAAGGAGAAAGAAGCUUGACAAAAGAUUGUCGAGAACUCGGAAGGUUUGAUCUAACUGGUAUUCCACCUGCUCCAAGGGGGGUUCCCCAAAUAGAAGUGACCUUUGAGGUUGAUGCCAAUGGCAUCCUCCAUGUGACAGCGGAGGACAAAGCAGCAAAGAAAGCGCAAUCGAUCACCAUAACCAACGACAAGGGGCGUCUCAGCCAGGAAGAGAUCGAAAGGAUGGUGAAGGAAGCGGAGGAAUUCGCGGAAGAGGACAAGAAAGUGAGGGAAAAGAUAGAUUCCAGGAACAAGCUUGAGACAUACAUAUACAACAUGAGGAGUAGCAUUGAUGACAAGGACAAGCUUGCAGACAAGAUUGAUUCUGAUGAGAAAGAGAAGAUUGAGAACACCUUGAGAGAAGCACUUGAAUGGUUAGAUGAUAAUCAAAAUGGAGAGAAGGAAGAUUUCGAUGAGAAGCUUAAGGAAGUGGAGGCAGUUUGUAAUCCAAUCAUAAAACAAGUUUACGGAAAAAGUGGUGGAAGUUCAGCAAAUGAUGAUGAACCCACUGAUGAGUUGUGAAAUUAGGAUUUGCAUCGAUUUCUUUCACUUUCUUGCGCUUUACAAUAUGUAGUCAUGAAGUGAAACUCUUAUAUAUAACUUUCCAUAUAUUCUUUAUCAAGAUUCAGAUAUGCUUUUCCAAUA